AUGGACGGAAAUAAAGAGGAAAAACAUAAAUCGGAAGAAGAAAUUACACAAAAUUACAUCUCCAACCUUUUAACAACACAAAGCUAUUUUAGUAAUGCACCAGUAUUAUUUUCCAACAAGGAAUACGUUCCAGAAAAACCAUGUCAAGAUUUGUUGCAAUUGUUUGCUAAAUGUGAACGUGAAUAUCAAAACAACAAGCCAGAAAUAAUGUGUGCUGAAUUUAAAGAAUCAUAUUUGGAUUGUAGAAGACAAUUUAAUUCAUUGAAAAAGGAAAUUGAAGAGGAAAAUCUUGUUAGAUCCAAAGUUCUUUAUUUUUAUGAUAAAAGUGCUAAAAUUGUUUCUGCAUCGGAUCCACAAGGACCAAAAGUUGGUCAAGUCAAGGUUGACAAUUAG
Messenger RNA from Naegleria gruberi, 393 nucleotides. RefSeq lists its product as uncharacterized. The record is from RefSeq and is a predicted model, not a curated record. The transcript has a single exon. NCBI's taxonomy places the organism in Eukaryota, Heterolobosea, Eutetramitea, Acrasida, Naegleriidae. The coding region runs from base 1 to 393 and encodes 130 amino acids.